Messenger RNA from Suillus fuscotomentosus, 1294 nucleotides. Its product is annotated as kinase-like domain-containing protein. The record is from RefSeq and is a predicted model, not a curated record. Bases 179 to 1174 code for a protein of 331 amino acids. Gene Ontology annotation, molecular function: ATP binding; protein serine/threonine kinase activity. The transcript is spliced from 6 exons. Gene Ontology annotation, biological process: intracellular signal transduction; peptidyl-serine phosphorylation. NCBI's taxonomy places the organism in Eukaryota, Fungi, Basidiomycota, Agaricomycetes, Boletales, Suillaceae.
CGAUCUUCAAACCCCUUUUGCUUCGGAGCCGGCCGACCUUCCAGCCGACCCUCCAGCGCCUGCUCACGUCUCCACGCACUCCGGCCCAACAGAGGUGGUCCAAACUACGCCGGUGUCAUGCACGUAUGGCGCCUUUCGUGUUUGGUGCACGUUGGGAGAGGGCGCGUACGGCGUGGCGAUGGGAGCUCAAGACGUAGCGUCUAAUCGCUUGUUGUGUCUCAAAGUCUUUCCAAAGCACCAUCUUGAGCGCAAAGCCAGGAAAGAUGUUCUUCUGAACGAACUCGAAGCGUACAAGCGUCUUUCACGCGCUUUGCCGUAUCCCGCGGCUAGUUUUCUCAUGGGCCUCGAGAUGUCGUUCCAGACCAGGGAUAAAAUAUGUUUUGCAAUGGACCUGAUGGCGAGCGACCUUUAUAGUUAUUUGCAACGUCAUCCUACGUACUGCAUCCGCAAUUCUGGUAGGUGGGCUGCGCAAAUGACCCUUGGGAUAAAUGCUCUGCACGAGAUGGGGAUCAUCCACCGGGACAUCAAAGCCGCGAACAUCCUGAUCGAUGCUCGAGAGAACGUACGCAUCACCGACUUUGGCGUGAGUUAUGUAGACAGAAACGAAGGACCCUUGGACCGACAGCGGAAUUAUUGUUCGCGAGAGGCGGGAACGACGCACACCAUGGCACCGGAGGUUUUGUACAACGGAUCCGACUACCGUCUUUUGAAGUACGGAGCACCCGCAGACUGGUGGUCGUUAGGCUGCGUCAUCUACGAGCUUAUUUCGAAGAAGCACAAGUCACUCUUUGUUACAAAGGACGACAUACUUUCCUACGUUUCUUGGUGCUCCAGCCGCGACAGACCAUCCAAACGGUUCCCUGCCUUUGAAGGAUUACAUGAAGCUCUUGUGGAUUUGAUCUCUGGGCUGCUGCAACCCAACUCGUCAUCGCGGUUUGGGUUCGCUGAGGUCGUGAAUCAUAGAUCGUUUUUGUCCAAAGACGGCACGUCAGAAUUCUUAGACGCAUACUCUCGCGCGCUUGAUCGCAAAGCAUUUCCAUCUUCGCUGCCAGACUUACGAUGUGGUCGAGAGACCAACGCAGCAGAAAUCUGGUUUCGCCAACCUUCCUGGGAGAAACCACGCGUUCCGAAUGUGGACUGGGUCAAGCCGGCGCUUCUUUCUCCGUUCUUAUGAUGGCCCUUCAGUCCAGUCGGUGUUUAUUUAGUUUCGAUAGCUUCACUGUUCACUAUCACUAUGUCUCCCUUCAUUCUUCACCUUGUUACAAAUAACUCUAUGUAAAAUGCACCGGUCUAU